AUGGGCAACUGCAACAACUAUUCGCCCGAAGAGGGACGCUGCGAGGAGCAGUUUGGGCGUACUACUCGAAGGGAAUCUGAUGGUCGGUAUACUGUUUCGCUCCCCAAGGAUGAAUCAACAUUUUCGCUGCUGGGUAUGUCAAAGGAUAUUGCUUUAAAGCGUUUUCAAGGGCUAGAGAGGAGGUUGGAUCGAGACACCGAACUUCGUAAGCAAUAUGAAACUUUCAUGAUGGAAUAUUUGACCUUGGGACACAUGAAAAGGGUAGAAACUGGCGAGCAAGCAGAAGUCAAGAGAUGUUAUUUGCCGCAUCAUCCUGUGGUAAAGGCUUCUAGUACUACAACAAAGGUCAGGGUGGUCUUCGAUGCUUCAUGCAAAACAUCGACUGGCAUCUCUCUCAAUGACGCACUUCUCAUUGGCCCGAUGGUUCAGCGAGACCAGCGUUCUAUAAUACUCCGUAGCCGAACUCUCCAAGUAAUGAUUGUCGCAGACGUGGAGAAAAUGUUCAGGCAAAUUAAUAUGGAUCAGGCGGAUUCUCCGUUACAAAGCAUUUUAUGGCGUUUUAAUCGUGACGACGAAAUUGCAACGUACGAACUCAGCACCGUUACAUACGGGACUAAACCGGCCCCAUUUUUGGCCACUCGUACACUGAAACAGUUAGCUAUGGACGAGAGUGAGAGGUUCCCCUUGGCAGCCCAGGCAACUGAGGAAGAUACAUAUAUGGACGAUGUGAUAUCUGGGGCGGACGACAUCGAUACCGCAGUUGAAUUAAGAAGGCAGUUAGUUUCCCUGUUUGAAAGUGGAGGUUUUCGAUUACGAAAAUGGAUAUCCAACAACGAGCGAGUUUUGGAAGGUAUACCCAACGAAAAUCUGGCACUCCCCAAUACGAACGAGGUAAAUUUGGAUCAUGAGUCAUCGGUAAUGACAUUGGGGUUGACAUGGUUGCCCAAAACGGACUGCUUUCGGUUUCAGUUUGCUAUUCCGGCAUUGCUUUCUGAUCAACUUCUAACCAAACGCAAGAUUCUCUCCAUCAUCGCAUCGCUUUUCGACCCCCUAGGGCUCCUGGGAGCAACAAUUGUGAGGGCUAAAAUCUUCAUGCAGGGACUUUGGCAUCGUGUUAAUGCAGGAGGCAAACGAUUGGAGUGGGAUGAGAUACUCCCAGCAACGGUGGGUGAGGAGUGGCGUAUAUUUCAUUCUCAAUUGCCCACAUUGAACACUCUUCGCGUUCCUCGCUGUGUCGUCGUAGCUUGUGCUGUUUCUACUGAGAUACACUGUUUUUCGGAUGCCUCGGAAAGGGCAUAUGGCACUUGUCUAUACUUGCGAAGUACGGAUAAAAACGGGAAUUAUACAGUCCAUCUUCUAACUUCUAAAUCGAGGGUCGCACCACUCAACGUACAGUCGCUGCCUAGGCUAGAGCUGCGGGGCGCUUUGCUUGCUGCACAACUAGUGGACAAGGUGUUGGAUGCCCUUAAAGGGACGUAUAGGGUCCAUUUGUGGACGGACUCGACCUGUGUCCUUCAAUGGAUUAAAGCACCACCAAGUACAUGGACAACAUUUGUGGCAAAUCGGGUCUCAAAGAUCCAAGCACUUUCGGAAAAACAUAAUUGGAACCAUGUGCCCGGAAUUUCAAACCCCGCAGACUUGAUCUCGCGUGGUAUUUUACCAAAUGCAUUGGAAGGAAACCGCCUUUGGUGGGAGGGCCCAGACUGGUUGAAAAAGGAAAGGGAAGAGUGGCCCAAUCAACCCGAUAUAAGACUGGAUACUAUAUCAGAGCGGCGACAAGGCACGGUGAUAUGCGUCGCGUCGGACGCGCCUUGCUUCAGCACUAUGUUCGUUUCUAAAUUUUCCGCAUAUUCGAGACUCAUUCGGGCUACGGCAUAUUGGUUACGUUUCAUAGCAAUUUAUGUAAAAAGGGUUAAUCCAAAGCCAAAUGGAUUCCUCACUACUGUGGAGCUUAGGAGGGCAGAAGCAGUUAUAAUUCGGCGAAUCCAAGAAGAAACGUUCUCGGAAGAAUUGAAAGCGUUAACUAACAACAAGGCACUUCCUCGCAAGUCCCCUUUACGUUGGUUUAAUCCCAUGAUUGAUUUAAACGGAGUUUUACGAGUAGGUGGAAGGUUGGGACACCCGCAAGAGACCCAUGACACAAGGCACCCAAUGAUAUUGCCAUGGAAACAUGAAUUUACUACCAUGCUCUUUAGACACUAUCACCAAACUUUACUGCAUGCAGGCCCUCAACUGCUUCUCAGCUCAAUUCGGUCACGAUACUGGCCGCUGGGCGGAAGGAAAACAGUCAGAAUGGUUGUCCACCAAUGUCAGCGAUGCUUUAGAGCAAAACCAACAUUACUGAAACAACAGAUGGGUGAGCUGCCAACGGCGCGCGUUACAGUAGCUAGGCCAUUUUCCAGAACCGGUGUGGACUAUUUUGGACCCGUGCAUAUUCGCGACGGGCGAAAGCGACCUGCGAUUAAAGCAUACGUCGCGGUGUUCGUAUGCAUGUGCACUAAGGCAGUGCACAUGGAGUUAGUCACUGACCUGUCAACGGAACGCUUCUUACAAGCACUACGCCGAUUUAUCUCAAGACGGGGAAGGUGUACUGAUUCGUAUUCCGAUAAUGGGACAAAUUUUGUCGGCGCGCGAAACCAAUUAAAGGAAUUGCGGAAUUCACUAAGGGACAAAGAGCAUCAAGAGAAGGUUUCUAAGGAAUGCGCACAGAACGGUAUGCAGUGGCACUUCAACCCACCUAGUGCCCCGCACUUCGGAGGCCUUUGGGAGGCUGCCGUUCGCUCAGCCAAACAUCAUUUGCUUCGUGUGUUAGGAGAAAAUCCAAUUGCGUUUGAGGAUUUCAACACCUUGUUAAUCCAGGUUGAGGGUUGCUUGAACUCCCGUCCACUCACUCCACUGUCGGAUGACCCAAGUGAUAUGGAGGCGCUUACACCUGGUCAUUUUUUAACCGGAGGAUCCCUGCAAGCUAUCCCAGAACCGGACUACACUGACGUGAAACUUAAUCGCUUGAGUCGAUGGCAACUGGUACAAUGGCAGCUGCAAAACUUCUGGAAGCGUUGGCGGACAGAAUAUUUAUCCCAACUGCAAGGUAGAACGAAAAAUUGGGAACCUCCGUCGAAGGUAGAAAUCGGAAGGUUGGUGAUCAUCGUCGACAGCAACCAACCACCAAUGCGAUGGAAGAUGGGUCGUAUACAUAAGCUGCACCCUGGUCCUGAUGAUGUAGUCCGCGUAGUCACCGUAAAAACUGCAACGGGAUAUCUGCAACGGCCAAUCGUUAAACUGUGCAUAUUACCAUCUCCAGAGACCGAAAAUUCAGCUGACUCGACAAGCAAUUAG
Wyeomyia smithii (pitcher-plant mosquito) is the source of this 3336-nucleotide messenger RNA. RefSeq lists its product as uncharacterized. The coding region runs from base 1 to 3336 and encodes 1111 amino acids. Gene Ontology annotation, molecular function: nucleic acid binding. Gene Ontology annotation, biological process: DNA integration. NCBI's taxonomy places the organism in Eukaryota, Metazoa, Arthropoda, Insecta, Diptera, Culicidae. The record is from RefSeq and is a predicted model, not a curated record. The transcript has a single exon.